Zingiber officinale is the source of this 930-nucleotide messenger RNA. RefSeq lists its product as uncharacterized. The record is from RefSeq and is a predicted model, not a curated record. Bases 107 to 763 code for a protein of 218 amino acids. The transcript has 3 exons. Lineage: Eukaryota; Viridiplantae; Streptophyta; Magnoliopsida; Zingiberales; Zingiberaceae.
AUAAACCCCGCGAGCGAAGAAACAGAGAUAGACCUUGCGAACGUUAGAAAUUCCUUGCCUUCACCUAACCCUUCCAAGCCGCCGCUUUGGAUGAUCGAGGAUUUCCAUGGCGAUUACUCCCCGAGUAAAGGAGUACUUACCUCCGAGCGGAUCGAAGCCUCCGCCUGCCCGGAGGCUGCAUAACUUCGCCUUCCCCACUCGUAGCUGGGGCGGCCAGCGCCACCUCCGCUGCUCCAACCACCCCUUCUCCCAUAGCGUACGCAACGAGGAAGUGGAGGAUCCCGCAUCCGAUCGGAUCGGACGAACGGCGGGGAUCCGCCUGCCAGCCUCUCCGGGCAAGAUCUCGCCGCCAUCGACGAAGGCUGGAGGAGAGGAGGCAGCGGAGAGAAGCAUUUACCCUUCGGUUCCAACGGUGGCCGAGGCGGCAAGGCCCUGGAAUCUGAGGACGCGGAGGGCUGGUUGCAACGCUCCGGCCGAGGAUCGCGCUCCUACCUCGGAUCCAUCUUCUUCCCCUUUGCUAAACGAUAAGAGCGCGCCGCGGGAAGCGGCCAAGCGAGGGAGAUCAGAUGGAGAGGAUAUGUGGAAAUUCUCAAUCUCUCUGUCCCGUGAGGAGAUUGAACAGGACUACCUGGUGUUUAAAGGAACAAAGCCCCCUCGGCGGCCGAAGAAGAGGCCUAGGAUCGUGCAGCAGCAUCUCGAUUAUUGUUUCCCAGGUUUAUGGUUGUCCGAGAUAACUCCUCGAUCCUACAAAGUCGACGAAUAAGGGGUUAGAGAUCGUUGAUGAGGGUUCUAGUUCUUAAAGAAACUUGUAAGAGUUCAGUUAACAAUUGUUCCCCAAUUUCUGUAUCUUGGUUAAUUUUGUUUCUUCAAAUUUAUUGUCAUUCUGUAAAAGCUAGAAUUCAAAUUAUUGAAGUUUCCAUUUGAUCUCGA